This is a messenger RNA of Strongylocentrotus purpuratus (purple sea urchin), 2742 nucleotides long. RefSeq names its product 1-acyl-sn-glycerol-3-phosphate acyltransferase gamma. Gene Ontology annotation, cellular component: endomembrane system. The transcript has 9 exons. Gene Ontology annotation, molecular function: 1-acylglycerol-3-phosphate O-acyltransferase activity. NCBI's taxonomy places the organism in Eukaryota, Metazoa, Echinodermata, Echinoidea, Camarodonta, Strongylocentrotidae. The record is from RefSeq and is a predicted model, not a curated record. Bases 113 to 1327 code for a protein of 404 amino acids.
UUGAGGGCGCACUAUCGGAAACAUGUGUAUGGUUAUAUGUACGCACGAUUACAAUACUACAGUGUAGCAGCCGAAUGUGCCAGAGUACCCUGCACCACCAGUACCUUCAAGAAUGGACCUAGUCUCUUCCAUCAAGCGAUCCAGUCUGGUCCACAUCUGGUUCUGCUGCGUCUUUGUGCUCAGCGCUCUCAUCGUGACGACAUGCCAGUGCUUUACGCUGCUACUAUGGCCAAUCAGCAAGAGGUUAUACCGAGAGGCAAAUGGUCUCAUCAUCACCAUGAUGUGGCAUGAGCUCCUGUGGCUGAUAGACUACUGGUCCGGGUCAGAGGUCCAUGUUUAUAUCAAGGAUGAGGAGCUGGAGCUGAUCGGAAAGGAACAUGUAGUCCUGAUCCUGAAUCACAGACAAGAUGUAGACUGGCUAGUUACCUGGCAGGUAGCAGAGAGGUGUAAUGUGCUAAGGGGGGCCAAGAGUCUAAUGAAGAAUGAACUGAAGUAUGUGCCUUUCUUUGGCUGGUCUUUCUACCUCACCGAGCAGCUUUUUGUCAACAGAGAUUACACAAGGGACAAAUCAUCUCUUGUGAAACAUUUUGAGAACAUCACCACAUUCCACUAUCCUUGUGUGACACUCAUAUUCUGCGAAGGAACUCGGUACACAGAGGAGAAGUACAAGAAGAGCCAGGCGUUUGCUAAAGAGAAGGGACUCCCAGGCUUAAAACAUCACCUCAUGCCGCGUACAAAAGGCUUCAAUCUCUGUAUGCAGACUUACAAAGGAAAAGUUCCAUAUAUUAUAGAUGCUACAAUAGCUUAUAAAGAUGGUGCUGUGUCUACACUUUAUGACCUGCUCUGUGGAAAGAAGUUCGAAUACCACAUAUAUAUGAGAGCAUUACCCCUUGAUGAGGUACCGACCGAUACAGAAGAAGCAACUGCAGAGUAUUGUCAUGAACUCUAUAGGAAAAAGGACGAGACAUUCCAGUACUUCCUAGACCACAACACCUUUGAGGGAUACGAUGCGGAGAGGGGGCAUAGCUUCUUACCCCCUACACCCACUCCUAAGUAUGUGAUGUCCUUCUGGUUCUUGGUGUUGGGGGUUCCCCUCAUAUACUAUGCCUUCGUCACGCUCCUAUCAGGCUCAACUCUUCUCAUCCUUCUGGUGGUCGGCGCCCUCUAUGCAGUGUUCACCUACACCAAGUCCAUUAUGAAUGUCACGGUAUCAUCCAGAGGUUCUACUUAUGGCAGCAUCAAGAGCAAUGGGAGUCAGGGGGUUAAGAAUGGCUCAGUGGAUACCAACAGUUCAGAGGUAACGGCAGGGGAGAAGAAGGAGGAUUAACCCUUCAUCUCCCACAAGAACAGAAAUAAAAUACACAGGACCAAGGAGCAAAAUAGAGCUAUAAUGGAAAACUUGAGAAGAGCUCUGGUAGAAAAUAAUGACAUACAUUACAAUCAUUGGGAGACAAAUCCACAAAGAACUCUCAUGAACAAAGAAGAAUUUUUUAAUCGGCCGAGUGACGAGAGCCAGAGGAAACCGAUGGAUUAUAGAACACAUGCAACGGCAACAAUUGCUCUGUGCUCAAUGUCCCACACCAAUCAGAUUCCUAACUUCUUUAAAAUUUAAAUUGGCUAAAUCAGUAAAGCCAAUGUCCCAACACAUAAAAUGACUAGCAUGCCAUUUUUGGAAAAAUGAAUGACUUGGAAGGGCCUUUUUUUCUGUAGACGACGUAUGAUAAUACUAAUAACAAAGGUUGGAUUGCCAUUUAGAAACAUAGAGUUGCCUAUUUCUAUGUGUGUUACGCCAUAAUUCGCUGACAUGGGUUUGGUUGAAUUACCAUAGUAUGUGUGUAGAUGUCCCCCAGGCAUGGGACACUGAAACUACUCUAGAUUGCCUUCAAGUUUGGUGUUAGGGAAUUUUAUAAUGAUGAGCUUUUACCUAUGGUUUACUGUUUGGGUGCACUAACUGAUACUAAUUGAACCCAGUAGCUCAGGCUAUGGUUCUAUUGAUUGUUUACUAUAAUCAAACUGUAUUCAACAGGUUUAUAAAUAUUAUUCAUUAUUAAAUAUAUUAUCAAGGUCUUUCCAUAUUUUUCUGUUGUAAUUAAGUGUGAAAAUUAAUAAUAAUGUAUAGUACUUUUUUUUAAAACUUAAUGAUCGAGUUUUGAUCUUUGUACUAAUCUUAAAAAAUAUGUUUGAAAAUAAUAUUUAUCCACUUGUAACAAAAUGUUUUUAACCAAUAUUAUGUCACCAAGUUUACACAAUUUUAUCAAGAUUUAUAGAGAGGGAGGCAAGUUUUGAAUUCUUUUUUUUAUUUGUUCAUUUUGUGCAACAUAAUCCUAUGCAUACCCACUUAUUGCUGUGUGUUGAGAAGCAGAUGCAGAAGUGUGAAGCGUACGGCGCUCACAUCAUUAUUAACAAAACCAACAACAACAAAGAACAUGCCACGGCUUAUUGCAUCAUAUUUAUACAAGCCUAUGAUUGGAUACAAAGAGUAUGUACAAUAUAAAUGCAUUCCAAUAUUGUUCAGAAUUGUGUAUUGAAUUAACAUUUUUAGUAUGAUGUUAAGAAAUACAUGGUGAGAUGUGACAGUGUAAUACAUGAAAGCCACCUUGCAAUUUGGGCAUCUUGAAGAAAAAGUAAACAGUAAGUAAAAUGUGUAUUUUAUGAAAUCAAAUUUGUCUUUUAAUGUGUCUGUUAUGCAAUAAGUAAUGAAUAUUGAGUGUCAUAGAAUAUAGAAGGAAAAAAUACUGAUGA